UUUAAGUGGCCACGUAUGGCCACUUGGUACGCAAAGGGUUAACAACACGGAGGACUUUCAAAUGUCUUCAAAAUAGAAACCCGAAAGUCGCAUAUUGAAUAACGCUUUAGCAGUUUACUGCUUGCUAAACCAAAGGACACAAAUAGCUCAGAUUGUGAUACGCGCAAUGAAUACAUAUGCAUUUAUGGACCAGAACCUGGCAGUUAUUGUUUUUCUACAAAUUCUGACGACUGAUGUGGGCCUCGUCGAAAGCGCCGCUGAAAAUAUACAGGGAAAGAAACAUUUUGCAGAAUUCAGGAUGUUACAAAUCGAAAAGGAUCUCAGGAAACCAUUUGUGGAAGAUAGCAGAGUUUUAGCUAAAAGGGGUGCGGUCCGUUCCGCUACCCUCAGAUGGACUACUUCCACUGAUGAUGGAAAACCUGUUGUCAGGAUCCCUUUCGUUGUGGACAAUGGCCUAGAUUCCAAAGCAGAAUCAGAACUAAAACGCGCCAUUCAGGAUUUACAGGCGGCAACUUGUGUCAGGUUUCUUCCCCGAACCAUACAGGAGGACUAUGUUAGUUUUGAACCUGGUUCAGGUUGUUCCUCUCCAAUUGGGAAGCGAGAAGGAAAGGAAAUCGUCUUUGUUGGCCAGGGUUGCGAAAACAAAGGAGCAAUUUUACACGAGCUAGUUUAUUUGCUGGGGUUUUACGACGAACACAACAGAGCUGACCGGGAUGACUAUAUACAAAUUUUUGAGGAAAACAUCGCUCAAGGGUGGAAGGAAGAAGUCAUGAGGAUAUAUCAACCCGACUUCAUGGAUAAUUUGGGCUUUGAUUACGACCUGCAUUCCAUCAUGCAGUACAAGAAGACCGCCUUCGCUAAACGAGCAGGCUUGGUAACAAUGCAAGCGAGGUCAGAUCCUAAUAUGGAGCUUGGAAACCAAAACGCUAUGUCAGCGGCUGACAUCAUGAAGAUUAACAAGCUGUACCAGUGUUCUGGGAGUGGCGAUUUAUAUAAAAACAUGGAGGUGACAGUACAAACCGGAAACGGCUUCCUGGAUGGCACAAAUGCCUUUCUGUACCUCGAGCUGAUCGGUGAAGGUGAUAAGAGAUCUGGAGAGAGUAACGUGGCGAAAGGUGGUUACCAUGACGACUUUGAAUCUGGAAAGACAGGCCGUUACCUUGUGGCGUUCAAGGAUGUAGGCCCUAUUCGCAAGCUCAAGGUUAGAUUGCAGGAAAACCCAAGUGGAAGUUAUUUUGAUGGCUGGACCUUUAGCAAGAUCAUCAUCAGGGACGAUGGCCAAACGUACACAUUUGAUGGAAGAGAUCUUAGUAUUGGACAUAGUGUCACUGUAAAUGCUUCCUAAACGAGGAAUUCUCAUAAUCCAUGUUCGCAAGCGUGCAUGAAUGGUUAUUCAACACCGGGGUCUUCACUUAAUUAAGUUGUUGUUUGUUACCUCAGUAAGUUGAGGAAAUGCCGGAAUGCACAUACAUGUAGCUGGCGUUAGAAAUUCAGAAAGUAAUAAAAGUGGGCUUCGACACUAGAGUGAUGUCUCGCAGUGAUCUCGUUUAAGCCCUUCUCCUUAGUCAGAUAGCUGUAGGUCUCUUAUAAGCUCGCUUAUAAUUCAGCCCUCUUGAACUCGAAUAAUUACAAAUGUGGCACACCUUGGAGAUUAAAAAAAAGCGAUAAAAGUGUGAAGUGUACAGAGGACAUUGAUGUCUCCCUGUAAUCUCUAUUAUGCCCCUCUCACGAAUAAGAUAGUUGUAGGUCUGUAAUAAGCUCGCUUGUAAUUCAGCCCUCUUGAACUCAAAUGAUAACAAAUGUAGCCGGCCUUAAAAAUUAAAACAAGGGCAAUAAAAGUGCAAAGUGUACAGACCA
Molecule: messenger RNA, 1857 nt
Organism: Orbicella faveolata
Lineage: Eukaryota; Metazoa; Cnidaria; Anthozoa; Scleractinia; Merulinidae
Product: astacin-like metalloprotease toxin 1
Biological process (GO): proteolysis
Molecular function (GO): metalloendopeptidase activity; zinc ion binding; protein binding
Source: RefSeq, a predicted model, not a curated record